Onychostruthus taczanowskii (white-rumped snowfinch) is the source of this 5836-nucleotide messenger RNA. Its product is annotated as mucin-2-like. The record is from RefSeq and is a predicted model, not a curated record. NCBI's taxonomy places the organism in Eukaryota, Metazoa, Chordata, Aves, Passeriformes, Passeridae. Gene Ontology annotation, cellular component: extracellular matrix. Gene Ontology annotation, molecular function: protein binding. The transcript has 35 exons. The annotation marks the transcript as partial.
AUGGGGCUGAGAGCGGCCAGCCUCUUCCUCCUCUGGCUGGCUCUCUCCUCUGCUAAUGAAAUAAAAAAAGGAAGGACAAGAAGCCAUGGCCACUAUGUCUGCAGCACUUGGGGAAACAACCAUUUCAAGACUUUUGAUGGAGAUGUCUACCAAUUCCCUGGCACUUGCGAGUAUAAUUUUGUUUCUGACUGCCGGGAGGCUUACAAGGAAUUCUCUGUCCACAUCCAGCGUGCUCUCGACAGCAAUGGCCAUCCUGAGAUCCAGUAUAUUCUGAUGAAAGUCAAGGAUAUAAUGGUCUACCUCAAACCCAACCUGGUUGUGGUGGAUGGGCGGAUUGUGAAGACACCUUACUACACCUCUGGUGUCCUCAUUGAGAGCAAUGAAAUUUACACCAAGAUUUAUGCCAAAUUAGGCAUGGUUCUGAUGUGGAACCAGCAGGAUGCCCUGAUGGUGGAGCUGGACAGCAAAUUUAAUAACCAUACCUGUGGUCUCUGUGGGGAUUACAAUGGCAUUCAAAUCUACAAUGAGUUCAUCAAGGGAGAUGCAAGCUACAACUCAAUUACAUAUGGGAAUAUGCAGAAGAUCAGCAAACCCAAUUCCAAAUGUGAAGAUCCAGAUGAAACUCAGGCUCUUCCAAGCUGUAAUGAGCAUCGUGACGAGUGUCAGAGGUUGCUGACUUCCGCUGCGUUUGCUGAUUGUCGGCUGCGUCUUAAUUUGGAAAUGUACAUCCAAGCCUGCAUGCAGGACAAGUGUGCCUGCAAUGGGAAGGACGACUCCUUCUGCCUCUGCAGCACCAUCUCCGAGUAUUCCCGCCAGUGCUCCCAUGCAGGCGGCCGCCCGAGAGAAUGGAGGACACAGAGCUUCUGCCCCAAGACCUGUCCUGCUACCAUGGUCUAUAGAGAAAGCAGCUCACCCUGUAUGGAUACCUGCUCACACUUGCAGAUCAGCAGCCUUUGUGAGGAGCACUACAUGGAUGGCUGUUUCUGCCCUGAAGGAACUGUGUAUGAUGAUAUCAGUGAAAACGGCUGCAUCCCUGUUAGCCAGUGCCACUGCAAACUUGGUGGAAAGGCAUAUGCACCUGGAGAAAGCAUUUCCAAAGAAUGUGAAGAAUGCACCUGUAAUUCAGGCAGAUGGACCUGCAAAGAUCUACCCUGUCCAGGCACAUGCUCAGUGGAAGGAGGUUCCCAUUUUACCACCUUUGAUGGGAAGAAAUACACCUUCCAUGGAGACUGCUACUAUGUGUUGGCCAAGGGUACUGCAAAUGAGAGUUAUGCUCUCCUGGCAGAGCUGGCUCCCUGUGGCUCCACAGACAAACAGACCUGCUUGAAGACUGUUGUGCUGUUAGUGGAUAACAAAAAGAAUGUGGUGGUUUUCAGAUCAGAUGGCAGCGUGCUCCUGAAUGAGAUGACAGUGAAUGUGCCUCAUGUGUCAACCAGCUUCUCAGUAUUCAAGCCAUCUUCCAACUACUUUGUUGUACAAACUCCUUUUGGGCUUCAGAUGCAGAUCCAGCUGUUUAGAGUCAUGCAGCUGUUUGUGACUGUGGAUGAAUCACUUAAAGGAAAACUUCAAGGUCUUUGUGGAAACUUCAAUGGAAUGGAAGGUGAUGACUUCAGAACAACCAGCGGGCUGAUUGAGGCUACAGGAUCUGCCUUUGCUAACACGUGGAAAGCUCAGUCCACCUGCACAGACCAGGUAGAAAAGCUGGAAGACCCCUGCAGUCUCAGCAUUGAAAGUGCAAAUUAUGCUGAGCAUUGGUGCUCUUUGCUGAGAAACCCAAAGGGUCCUUUUGCAAGAUGUCACAUGGCCAUUGAUCCUUCAGAAUACUAUAAGAAAUGUAAAUAUGACACCUGCCUCUGUGAAGACAAUGAAGAAUGUUUGUGUGCUGCCCUUUCCUCUUACUCAAGAGCCUGUGCUUUCAAAGGGAUCAUACUGGGAGACUGGAGAAGCAGUGUCUGCAGUAACGAAGCAUCUUCUUGCCCAGGAAAUCAAGUCUUCCUUUACAACCUUACAAUGUGCCAGCAAACCUGUCGCUCCCUUGCUGAUGGUGAAAAGUAUUGCUUGCAAGACUUUGCUCCUGUGGAUGGCUGUGGCUGCCCAUCCAAUACAUACUUGGAUAACCAGGAUAACUGUGUUGCCAUCUCCCAGUGCCCAUGUUAUUACAAGGGAUCAUACCUGGAACCUGGGCAGUAUUUCACAAAAGAUGGAGAACGCUGUGUUUGCCGAAAUGCAAAGAUCCAGUGCACUUCAGUGAAAAUAAGAAUGAAAAGUGAAAACGAAUGUUCUUCUAGCAAGACAUACUUUGACUGCAAUGCAUUCUCAAAGUGGACUUCACAAACACCUCUGCAACUUAGCUGUCAUACUCCUCAAACAGAUCAUUUCCAGACAGAGUGUGUCUCAGGCUGUGUGUGCCCUGAAGGUCUAUUUGAUGAUGGCAGAGGGGGCUGUGUUGAGCAAAAAGAUUGCCCGUGCAUUCACAACAAUGAGUGGUAUUCUUCUGGAGACAAGAUAAAAGUGGACUGCAACACCUGCACCUGCCAGAAAGGGGUUUGGAAAUGCACUGAUGAUGUGUGCUAUGGGACUUGUAUGAUAUAUGGAAGUGGCCAUUAUAACACUUUCGAUGGGAAGUUCUAUGACUUUGAUGGGAGCUGUGAAUAUGUGGCUACUCAGGACUUCUGCGGUGACAAAAAUUCCAGCGGCUCAUUCAGUAUCAUCACAGAGAAUGUCCCUUGUGGAACUACAGGAGUCACCUGCUCAAAGGCUAUCAAAAUGUUCCUAGGGAAAACCGAACUGAAAUUGGAGAACAAAGAGUACAAAGAAAUUCAGCGAGAUGUUGGUGAUGAUGUGCAGUAUUGGAACAGGACAGUUGGCCUGUACCUGGUUAUUGAGGCUAGCAAUGGUGUGAUGCUGAUCUGGGACAAGAAGACUACUGUUUUCAUCAAGCUGAGCCCUGAUUACAAGGGCAAAGUGUGUGGUCUGUGUGGCAACUUUGAUGACAAGGCAAACAAUGACUUUACAACAAGGAGUGGACUGCAGGACAAUAAUCCUCUGAAUUUUGGAAAUUCCUGGAAACAAUCUCCCAUGUGCCCAGAUGUCACAGAAGAGAUUAAGCCCUGUGAUCUGAAACCACACCGGAAGUCUUGGGCAGAGAAAGAAUGCAGCAUCAUCCAGAGUGAAGUCUUCAAAAUUUGUCACUCCAAGGUGGACCCACUUCCUUACUAUGAGGCUUGUGUUCAUGAUGCCUGCUCCUGUGACAGCGGUGGGGACUGCGAGUGCUUCUGCUCUGCAGUUGCAGCGUAUGCCCAGGAGUGCAUCAAGGCUGAGGCCUGUGUUUUCUGGAGAACUCCUGAUAUCUGCCCGAUAUUCUGUGACUACUACAACCCUCGCAAUGAGUGUGACUGGCACUACGAGCCUUGUGGCAGUAAUAUCACAACCUGCAGGAUGAUCAAUAAUGUCAGCACCAACUUUACAGUACCACUACUGGAAGGUUGCUACCCCAGAUGCCCUAAGGACAAGCCUAUUUAUAAUGAAGAGACAAAGCAAUGUGUGACUGAAGAUCAAUGUGGAUGUUACCUCGAGGAUGGAACCCAUGUACUCCCUGGGCAAGAAGUUACAAAAGAAAACUGUACAAUAUGUGUCUGUGUCCCAUCAGGAUCCAUAGAGUGUAAACCAGUCCCAGGGUGUCCUUGUGUCAUCAAUGGAACGAGUUAUGAAGAGGGUGCUACUGUGGGACACGUACAGGAUGGUGACAUAUGUAUAACAUACAUUUGUGCAGCAAAUGGCUCUGUAGUUCCUGGUGAAGUCUAUCCUUGUCCAACAUCUUCACCUACAACCAUCUCAACCUCCUCCCCUCACAGUACUCUUACCACCACCACCGCAGUUUCCACUGCAAGCCGCCCAGUCACUACAACUCCAUGCGUAGUCACAGAACUAAUCUGUGAUUGGACUGAGUGGUUUGAUGUUAGUAAACCUGAAGAAGGUGGUGGUGACUAUGAAACAUACGAUGAAAUAAGAAAACAUGGAAACAAAAUAUGUACAGCUCCUGAAAAAAUUGAAUGCAGGGCUAAGGAUAAACCUGAUGUGAGCUUAGAAGAACUUGGUCAGAAAGUAGAGUGUAAUGUUAAAUAUGGGCUAAUCUGUAAAAAUGAUGAGCAAGAUGUAACUAUGUGGCCACUCUGCUAUAAUUAUGAAAUCAGGGUAAACUGUUGUGAGUGGCAGGAAGUUCCUUGUGGGCCUACAGUUACACCUACUAUACCUUCAACUGCAACCACCACCAAGACAACAAUAGGCAGCACCACUACAACCAGGACUACAACAGAAAUUACCACCACGCCCAUAUACAUCCAUUCCACAACACCCCCAUCUCCACCCACACCAAGCACACCAAAAUCGACAACCACUCCCUCCACGCUGGAGACUCCCACCACUACCAGCACCCCGACAACAACGACCAUUGGAUCACCAACACCCACCUCAACUACUUCAAGCACAUCCUCACCAACACCAACAUACACCACCACCACACCAACUCCAGCGUGUGAGUGCAUCUGGACGGACUGGAUCGAUGUGAGCUAUCCAGAUGGUUCUGACAGGAAUGGUGGUGACUACGAAACCUUUGAGAACAUUUUGAACAAAUACCCCUCCUGGGAGUGUGCGAAAGUUGAGAAUAUUUCAUGCCGAGCAGAGAAAUUCCCUAGCUAUUCCAUUGCAGAUUUAGGGCAGAAAGUGGAAUGUAACGUUAACGUAGGGCUCAUCUGCAACAAUAAAGAUCAGCAGAUAGGAGGUAUAAUACCAAUGCCAGUCUGCCUCAACUACGAGAUCAGUGUCUGCUGCACCCCCAACAAACCAGAGUGUCUUCCAACUCCAAGCACCACGAGCACCACAACUUCGACAUCUUCCCCUACAACAAGCAGUGUGUCCCCUCCAAUAUCAACCACCGCUCCAACGUCAACAGCAGUGGAGACUCCCAGCCCUACCACCACCACCACGACCACCAACACCACGGUGCCCCCCAGCAGCACCACCACUAGUGGCAGCACCUCACAGACAACCACAGCUCCUCCUGUCUCAACAACACCCAUUUCAACUACUUCAAGCACAUCCACGCCCACACCAACAUACACCACCACUACAUCAACUUCAGGUACUUCUCUGAUCUGUGCACUCAUCACACCAAAAUCGACAACCACUUCCACGUCACCGGAGACUCCCACCACCACUGCCAGCACCACGAUGCCCCCCAGCAGCACCACCAGCAUCGGCACCCCGAGCACAACAACCAUUACUAGACCUCCCACACCCACCUCAACUGCUCCAAGCACAUCCACGCCCACACCAACAUACACCACCACCACACCAACUCCAGCCCCAACUCCAUCCACACCGAGCACACCAAAACCGACAACCACUUCCACAUCAACGGAGACUCCCACCACCACUACCAGCCCUCUGAGCACCACCACCACUGUUUCUGGAUCAACAACAACCAUCUCAACUCCUCAGACCCCACCCACGAAGACACCAAGCCCAACUACUCCACCGAGCCCAACUACUCCCACUCCAACAGCAUCUGAAACUCCCAUCAUCACUUCCAGCACCACGAUGCCCCCCAGCAGCACCACCAGCAUCGGCACCCCCAAGACAACAACAACAACUGUUACUGGCUCAUCAACAACAUUCUCAACUACUUCAAGCACAUCCACAGCCAUAUGGGAAUAUUCAACCACCCUAUCAACUCCAGGUACUUCUGCCUUGCCUGAUCUUGUAUCCCCUUGCUUUGGGAGUAAUGAAGAUCUGUUAGCACCUCCAUUUGUGCCUCAGUAUGGAACUGGGGAUGGCU